Molecule: messenger RNA, 2181 nt
Organism: Cuscuta europaea
Lineage: Eukaryota; Viridiplantae; Streptophyta; Magnoliopsida; Solanales; Convolvulaceae
Source: the annotation of a GenBank genome assembly
GCAUUAGAAUACGACCAAACCACGGCUUUCGUGGAAGCGAAGUGAAUGGAGUUCACCAAUUGCACUGCCGCUUCCCUCCCUCCAACUAUCCACCAUCUUUUUUCUCUCCCCCCAAACUCUCUCAGAACCCAUCAAAGCCACUGCUAUGCUCUCAAGACCAAAGCAUCACCACCGACCCAUCGCGUUCCGCAGAAACAUUUCAGCAAGAGAAAAACGAAAGUGCAAACGCCAUCGGAAUUCUCGGACCAGGACGCUUUCCCAAACUCGAUGCCUAUUCACACCAAAAACCCACAUUCUAUUUACAAAGAUAUACAGAAACUCGCCCGCGACAACAAGCUCAAAGAAGCCCUUACUAUCCUCGAUUACUUGGACCUUCGCUGUAUUCCUGUAAACGUCACCACCUUCAAUUCCAUUAUCCAGGCCUGCAUCCGGAUGAAGUCCACGAGCGAAGCCAAGGCUGUGCACGAGCAUAUUAGGAGAAAUGGGCUUGACAAGAAUGAGUUUUUGCAGACAAAGCUUGUCCACAUGCUCACUGCAUGUGGGGCAGUUGAGGAUGCAGAGAGGGUGCUCGAUGGAUUGCCUGUUACAAGUGUUUACAACUGGAAUGCGUUGCUUAGAGGAACUGUGGUGCUGGGUGGCCGUAAAUAUCAGGAGGUAUUAGAAAUGUUUUCUGAAAUGAGGGGUUUGGGAGUAGAAUUGAAUGGGUAUAGUUUCUCCUGUUUGAUCAAGAGUCUUGCUGGGGCCUCUGCACUUCUACACGGUUUGAAAGUUCAUGGGCUUCUGGUGAAGAAUGGCUUUCUCUGUAGUAAUGUAAUUAGAACUAGCCUGAUGGAUAUGUAUUUCAAAUGUGGGAAGAUUAAGCUUGCACGUCGUAUUUUUGAUGAGAUCGAAAAUAGGGACGUCGUAGCUUGGGGUGCCAUGAUUGCGGGUUUUGCUCAUAAUAGACGUCGAUGGGAGGCGUUGGAGUCUACAAGACUGAUGAUGAAAGAAGGGAUGAAAGUGAAUUCUGUUAUCCUGACUUCAAUUCUUCCAGUAAUAGGAGAAGUAUGGGCAAGGAGAAUUGGCCAGGAGGCACAUGCUUAUGUAAUUAAGGUAAACGAGUACAACAAGCAACUGUUUAUUCAGUCUGCCCUGAUUGAUAUGUACUGCAAGUGUGGAGAUCUGAGCUCAGGAAGGAAGGUGUUUUAUAGUUCAAAGGAGAGAAAUGCAAUCUCCUGGACUGCUUUGUUGUCUGGUUAUGUGACAAAUGGGAGGUUGGAUCAAGCUUUACGUUCUAUUACUUGGAUGCAACAGGAAGGCUUUAAGCCUGAUCUUGUUACCAUUGCUACAGCCCUUCCAGUGUGUGGGGAACUGAAGGCUUUGGUGCAAGGGAAGGAAAUUCAUUGUUAUGCUCUGAAAAAUGGCAUUUUGCCCAAUAUUCCUGUUGCUACUUCCCUGAUCAUAGCAUAUGCAAGGUGUGGUCUGCUUGAGUAUUCACUGAGAGUGUUUGAAGGGAUGAAAAAACGGAAUGUUCUAACAUGGACAGCCAUGAUAGAAUCCUACAUAGAAGCUGGAUGCCUGCACGAAGCACUUUCUGUUUUCCGGGCUAUGCAGUUGUCAAAUCACAGACCAGACUCAGUUGCAAUAGGAAGAACGUUGAAAGUAUGCGGUGAACUUAGAAAUCUGAAACUUGGUAGAGAAAUGCAUGGGCAAGUUCUGAAGAAAGAUCUUGACCGUUCCCCAUAUGUUUUGGCAGAAAUAAUUAAAAUGUAUGGCAGCUGUAGUGCAAUUGAUAAAGCCAGAUAUUUUUUUGACGCAGUAGUGGAUAAAGGAUCACUGACAUGGACUUCUAUCAUCGAGGCUUAUAGAUUCAAUAACCAAUAUGUGGAAGCACUAGAGACUUUUAAGCUGAUGAUCUCGAAGGGCUUUUCUCCAAACGCCUAUACCUUCAAGGCAGUUCUAUCCGCUUGUGAGCAAGCGGGAUUUGCAGAUGAUGCUUGUCUGUUUUUUAAUUUGAUGACCGGACAUUAUGAUAUUAAAGCAUCUGAAGAACACUAUGAUAGCAUCAUUAGCCUCCUAAACAGUGUGGGUCAACCUCAGAAGGCUGAGAACUUUGUAAAUUUGAGAUCAUUAACAUGAAGCUAUAAGAAGCUAUGUAUAUCAUUUCCUUAUUAACUGAACCCUGUUAAUGGAAAAAGCUCA